GAAAGCAAGUGGAUCAUUAAUCGUGGCAUUAACGAAUCGUACAGAUCAUUGUGAAAACUUAAAAUUGAAACAAGAAAAUUGUAAAAAAUGGAUUGCGAUAACUGGGUGCUAACUAUCAGACCAAAACGAGUCACCAAAGAAGAAAUAAGAAAAUGCAGUAGGCCUAGUUGUUUCUCUGAUGAAAAACCUGUAUAUGCUGGAUAUUCGGCGCCACCGCAAGCAUAUUAUCCGUUUAGAGCUCAAGCUCCACCAGCUCAAACUUAUCAGGCAAUGCCUCGAAAUAGCCCGUACUUAAAUAAGCCGCAAAAUCAAUCCGUAGAAGAUGAACAAAGCAGUCCUUUGGGUAGAAGCGAACAGAGUCAAAUUUACACAAACUCCGGCCCUUCUUCGAGUAGCGUGGAGUACCAACCCAAUGGACCAAUAUACGGAUAUCGUGGAGGUCCUCUGAGCAGUGCGCCAUAUCAACUGAAUGGUGGUCCAGUAUACGGAAAUCGUGGAGGUCCUCUGGACAGUGAUCCGUAUCAACUCAAAGGCCCAGUACAUGUAUACCCAGAGUCAUCCUCGAUACCUAAAUUUUUAUAUGGACUGAUGGGUCGUCGUCGUAAAUAAAGAUACGUAGAAUAUUGCUGCAUCGGUACAUUUUAUAUGUACAACUCUAUCUACUCCAGAAAAUGGCUGUUUUUUUGAUAUAAAUGUACUCAUACACUAAUAUAAAAUAAAAUGAACACUGUACUCUAAUCGAUAAAGCAAAACAUGAAUGCAAAUAAAAUAUUAUGUAAAAAAAUA
Molecule: messenger RNA, 786 nt
Organism: Planococcus citri (citrus mealybug)
Lineage: Eukaryota; Metazoa; Arthropoda; Insecta; Hemiptera; Pseudococcidae
Exons: 3
Coding region: 88-609 (173 amino acids)
Source: RefSeq, a predicted model, not a curated record